Oncorhynchus keta (chum salmon) is the source of this 1142-nucleotide messenger RNA. Its product is annotated as intraflagellar transport protein 52 homolog. Gene Ontology annotation, biological process: cilium assembly; intraciliary transport. The record is from RefSeq and is a predicted model, not a curated record. The transcript is spliced from 5 exons. NCBI's taxonomy places the organism in Eukaryota, Metazoa, Chordata, Actinopteri, Salmoniformes, Salmonidae. The coding region runs from base 308 to 679 and encodes 123 amino acids. Gene Ontology annotation, cellular component: centriole; cilium; intraciliary transport particle B.
CUGACUGGUUUUCUAAACAACGCCCCUACCUUUUUUUUUAGUUGAGUUUGAGCUGUGGAUAGUUGUCACACUCCUCUUAAAUGGCUGUGCGAAGUUGCUGGAUAUUGGAAGGAACUGGAACACUGGCGUACACGUCGAUCCAGAGCAUCCCAAACAUGUUCAAUGGGGGACUUGUCUGAUCUACAGAGGAUGCAAUCUCUAUUGCACUCCACACUGCCCUUUCACACCUGGAUAAAAGGAACACUGGAUCCUGGACUUCUUGACGUGCCACCUCCAGGUGGUAAGGGAUGUCGUUUUCCAGUGGCUAAUGGGUGAUCAAAUUAAUCUGAACCAGAUAGAUGCAGAGGACCCCGAGAUCCCAGAUUAUACCAUGCUACCAGACACAGGCUGCCUGUCUGUGCGACUACACUUGCAAGAGGGAGAGGAAAACCCACGAGACUUUACCUCCCUGUUUGACAUGUCUACUCAAGCUAUCAAACACUUUCCCCCAAGUCAUCAGUUCCUACAAGCAGAUGUCAAACAUGAGCCCCUCCAGCUGAUCACACCUCAGUUUGAGACUCCCCUUCCCCAGCUGGAGCCUGCUGUAGGUUUCCCCUCUCCAGUUCUACACAAUCUCACCCAGCUCCUGUCUAGCUCAGCCGUCUCACAGAUUGAAUGUGGAUUCUGUACACUCGACUGACAAUGGCAUGUGCACUAGACUGUAUUCAACAACACUUUUUGCUAAUUGACUGGGAUUUAUUAAAAUGUGACAAUACACACUUGAUCAUUGUAGAAAAUUAUACAUUUUCCAUCCGUCUAAAAUGUGUGUGUGCUCUCCUAUGGGUUGCUUUGAGCAGGUCUUUCCGCCUGUCUUCAGGGACCUGCCUCCCCCCAUGCUUGACCUGGAUGAAACCGUCUCAGAUUGCAUUUGGCACAGCGCUCCAACAAAUGUAAGUGCUAACCACAGGUUAUAUUUGAAUUGAGCAUUAUUAACGGAAAGUGUUCUGUACUCUUCCUGCAGGCAACAACGACAAUCUAGAGUUCUACGUGAGGAAGUGUGGAUACAUCUUGGGGGUGAGGAGAAGCUGGAUAAAGACCCAAAGGGAUGCCAAACACAUCCUGGAGCACAUAAUCUUUCAGGUUGUAGAGUUCAAGAAGCUCAA